This is a messenger RNA of Symbiodinium sp. CCMP2592, 1314 nucleotides long. Lineage: Eukaryota; Dinophyceae; Suessiales; Symbiodiniaceae. The record is from the annotation of a GenBank genome assembly.
AUGAGGGGUACCUCGCGCCUCGCCUUUUUCGGAUGGUUGGUGCAGACAUUUCCCUGCGUCAGUUCAUUCCGGGAAGAUGCCAUCGCCCGUCGCAGUGAGGGCUUCUCCUGGCAGCAUCUGCACAUCAUAGCGAAGGCUGACGGAGACGACGACUGGUGGUACCCGAGUCGCCAGGUGCCGAAGCCGCAGAACCCUGACUGCGACAGCGCUGUAGACUUGCUCAAAAACAUGGUGGAUGCCGACAGGCACUUCGAGAUUGUUCUUGGAGCCGUCUUGUUCAUUGCUGUGUUGGCCGCUUUGGGUUCGAGCUGCUUCCUGAUCGGUGGCAAGGUGAAGCCACGACCUCCCGGUUACUGGACGAGCAGGAGUUGGAAUCCUUUCCAUGACGACUUUCGAGCAGAGGUGGAUGUCACCAUGGAGCUUCGUGACACAGUGCAGCAGCUCUUCGACAUGACCACUCGGAAGGAGGCUAUGGGCAUCGGACGCGAUGGCUCCUGGGCCACACACAAAUCCUUUCGUGUCCUGCAGGUGACGAGGGUGGAGAACGGGAAGCUGUGGACGGACUAUGUGCGCUUCCGGCGCAACAUCAGCCGAACUCAGGCCACCAUCAGGCGAAUGGAAAAGGAAGGCGCUCCUUGUCGCGCCGAGCUGAAGCGCACACAGGAGGCGCUGCAGGCCAUCGAGAGUGUUCACGAGCACCGAAAUGGCGCCGCCUCGGUGAAAGACUUUAUCAAGUCCUUGCACUUGGACACCGGGCGCAACGAGAGGUUAAUGUUCCACGGAAGCCCUGGCAUCGGUGCCAGGCAUCCGGCGACAGGGCAGGUUCUGUUUCCCACCCAGGAGACCUCGCCGGUAUAUGCCAUAAAGAGUGCUGGCUUCGAUGACAGGCUCGGCAGCGUGAAGGGCAUGUAUGGCUCAGGGACGUACUUCGCGGACAUGGCCAGCAAGGCCGACCAGUACGCCGGGCAGUACAACCAGCCAGGCUAUGGCAGCAUCGGCGAACGCGCCACGAUAUUCCUGUCACGUGUCACACUGGGAUGUCCGUACAAGACGAACCAGUCACUGGAGCAGCUCCGGCGGCCGCCUUGCGUGCAAGGCCACUUCGACCUGAACUUGUUCUGGAACGACGAGGUUCACAUCGGUCGACCUUGGCGGGAGAAAGGGGUGCCACUGUGCAUUUGCAGCCACGAACGCUUUGACUCUGUGAUGGGCGACUUCUGCAUUGACGGCCAGAUGAAGCAGUACCGCGAGUUCGUCGUGUACGAGAAGCAAUGCUAUCCAGAGUUCUGCGUCACCUACGAGCGAAUGCCCUGA